CGGGAGCGGCGGACAGCGGGAGCGCGCGGGGCUGACAGCUGCGGGAGCGCGCGGCAUUGGCGGCGGCGGCCGGGCACCGGGAACCGACGCUGUCCAAGCGGCGGCAGCAGCGACUCUCUCCCACCGCACUGUGCGACCGGUCGCAUCGUCAGGGUGGGAAACAUUAAUUUGUCGUGUAUCAGAGACACGGGCAGAAACUGUUAAGAGUGAAACCAACCAGGACGUUAAUCCAUUAAAGUUUAUUCAAGAUGAAAAACAGUAUUGAACACUUAAAUAAUGCUUCGCACGAAGAUAAAACUGCACAGGCAACUCUGAAAUUGUCAGAGUCACAGGACUUCACAGACAAGGCAAAUACCAUAGAUUUGCCGAUAGAAUUGGAUGAAACUACCCUCUUGAAUAAGAACAGUGAGAGCAAUGAACCGACCCGAAAGCAUCAUCGUAAACUCUGGAAGAUAUGUGCCUGCCCACCACAAGGAAUCAUUGCCAGCGUACUAACAAAGGUGAUUAUGAUGAUCCUGCUGUGGGCUGUUGUCUGGUCAAUUACGGGACCAGAGUGCCUCCCUGGUGGUAAUUUAUUUGGAAAUCUGAUUCUAUUUAUCUGUGCAGUUCUGGGAGGGAAGCUGGUUGGAAUGAUCAAAUUCCCGAAUUUGCCUCCACUACCACCUCUUCUAGGAAUGCUACUUGCUGGAUUUGCUCUCCGAAAUAUUCCCGUUGUCAGUGAAGCAAUUUACAUUGACUACAAGUGGUCAUCAUCCUUGAGAAGUAUAGCGCUUGCAAUUAUUCUUACCCGAGCCGGACUUGGGUUGGACGCAAAGGCUCUUCGGAAAUUGAAGGCUGUGUGCCUGAGGCUGGCAUUUGGCCCUUGUCUUAUGGAAGCUGGUGUUUGUGCUGUUCUUGGACACUACCUACUGAAGCUGCCCUGGGCUUGGAGUUUAAUUCUAGGGUUUGUAAUUGGUGCAGUUUCGCCUGCUGUGGUGGUCCCAUGCAUGUUGCUACUGCAGAAGGAACGCUAUGGUGUUGAGAAGGGAAUCCCAACACUACUAAUGGCCGCAGGCAGCUUUGAUGAUAUCCUGGCCAUUACAGGCUUCAACACGUGUCUGGGGAUAGCCUUUUCUUCAGGUACCAUGCUUUCCAAUAUACUCCGGGGAUUCCUUGAAGUUCUCAUUGGCAUGGCAGCAGGAGCUGCUAUUGGAUUGUUCCUUAGGUAUUUUCCUAGCCGGGAUCAGGAAGAUCUUGUGAUGAAGCGUUCCUACCUCCUCCUGGGUUUGGCUGUGUUUGCAAUCUUUGCUACAGGACUCUUUGGUUUCCCUGGUUCUGGAGGGCUCUGUACCAUUGUCAUGGCCUUUCUUGCAGGAGUCGGAUGGGUGGAUGGCAAGGGAGGAGCGGAAGGUGUCACUGCCAACGCCUGGGCCAUUUUUCAGCCAUUGCUGUUCGGACUGAUUGGAGCAGAAAUAUCUGUCACCUCUUUAAAUCCAUAUACAGUAGGCCUGGGAAUCGCCACUCUCUGCGUAUCUCUUGUAGUCAGAAUCUUCGUAACAUUUUUAAUGGUAAACUGCUCUGGAUUUAACAUGAAGGAAAAAGUUUUUAUUUCCUUGGCUUGGGUUCCCAAAGCAACGGUUCAGGCUGCCAUCGGGUCUGUGGCUUUGGACAUGGCGCGGAUCCGCAAUGAGAAGACGGCGGUGGAGUACGGGAUGUGCGUUCUGACCGUGGCCUUUCUGGGUAUCCUGAUCACCGCUCCCAUCGGAGCCGUCAUCAUCGGCCUGCUGGGUCCAAAGCUGCUGCAGAAAGAGAGGGAGCAGGGAGCAGAUGAUGCAGGUACAGAAUCACGGACCGUUUUAACAAGUGAUCCUGGAGAAGGGAUAGAAAACGACAUUGAGGUCUGAAGCGCUCACCUGUUGUCCGACUAUUCUUCCAAAACAUUGUCUGCUUAGAGUUUGAACUCAGAUUUGAUUCCUGGAAAUAGUUCUGAAGACACUGGAGGAAAUGGGUUUUAAAAUGCUUUUUUUAAUUAACGGUUGUACAUUACGUAGAUUUAUUUUUUAAAGAAACAAUCAAAAUAUACAAAAAAGCAUAUUUGAGCCUUAUAUGUGUGGAAAUCAACCGUUUAGCGUUGUUCUUGACAUAAUGGUUGCGUUGUGCAAUGAUCUUGAUAUACUACUGUUACCAGGGUUGGUGUCAGUAUUUUGCAGCGUCCCUAGGCAUUAUACCUUGGCCAGGAGGUCAAUGUGGGCUUGAUCACAGUCCGUUCCUCAUUCAAUUCCCUCUCACGGGUGAGUUGCUGAAGGCAGCAUGGUGGAGCCUGAUGCUCAGGUCUGCCCAGCACCACUGACGGGCUGCCCUAGACUGGAGCUGACUGUAGGGAUAAGAUGGGAGCUGUGGUCUGAUGCCUGACAUACACCUCUGGAUGUAACCCAGGCUGCUCCUGCUUUAAAUAGCUUAGGCUCUGUGGCAGUGAGCACAACACCCUCUCCACAGCACCCCCAAUUCCGUUAGCCCUUGCUGUCUCCUCCCCUUCUCAGCUCUCCCUCACCCUCGGGCUCCUCCUCUUCCUUUU
This is a messenger RNA of Leucoraja erinaceus (little skate), 2554 nucleotides long. RefSeq names its product sodium/hydrogen exchanger 9B2-like. The record is from RefSeq and is a predicted model, not a curated record. Gene Ontology annotation, molecular function: antiporter activity. The transcript has 14 exons. Lineage: Eukaryota; Metazoa; Chordata; Chondrichthyes; Rajiformes; Rajidae. Gene Ontology annotation, cellular component: membrane. Bases 249 to 1883 code for a protein of 544 amino acids. Gene Ontology annotation, biological process: proton transmembrane transport.